Messenger RNA from Nerophis lumbriciformis (worm pipefish), 2446 nucleotides. RefSeq names its product interferon stimulated exonuclease gene 20-like 2 (gene isg20l2). The record is from RefSeq and is a predicted model, not a curated record. Gene Ontology annotation, molecular function: nucleic acid binding; exonuclease activity. Lineage: Eukaryota; Metazoa; Chordata; Actinopteri; Syngnathiformes; Syngnathidae. Gene Ontology annotation, cellular component: nucleus.
GCACAUCGCUAUCCGGAACCGGAUGUUGGUGGAAACAGUGCGCGGCUUCAUCGGUGGUCCGCAUCGUGUUGCAGAUUUCCAUGGGAGCAAUACAGCUGAAGAUUGACCACUCGGAGGAGCUUUGAUUGCACCUGGGCAAGCAUCGCACUUCAGUACUCGUAAAGAUGUCCGACCUUCUCUUGAACAUGUCCUUUUCUGAAGACUCUACUGUGCCUUCAAGAAAAACAAAGAAAAGCGGGUUCCGUGUGAAACGGAACGUCAAAAAUGGGAGUAAGUUCGCCGGACGCCAAAAUAGGUGGUCCCAAAAGACGCUAAGGCCCAACCAGGAGUAUUUUCAGGGAGCCCGCUCCAACAAGCCUUCACAAAGCGCACAGGCAGAAGCGCUGAUCAGGAGACACAUGGAGAAUAAUCACUUCAGAAAAGGUGCUAACAAAAAUAAUACAUUCCCAAAGCAAAAGUUCACAUCCGCCGGGCGUCCGUCGUGUCACCCGUCCUCGAGCCGUCGGCCUUGUUCGGGCGUGCCCAGCAAGUGCGUCGCCAUCGACUGCGAGAUGGUCGGCGCCGGCGCCAAAGGACACCUCAGCCUGCUGGCACGCUGCAGCGUGGUGUCCUACGACGGCGACGUGAUGUACGACAAGUUCAUCAAGCCCGCCAUGGCCGUCACCAACUACCGCACGCGCUGGAGCGGCAUCCGAGCCCGUGACCUCGUCAACGCUACGCCCUUCCACCAAGCCCGAAAAGAGAUACUGAAGCUUCUUGAGGGCAAGGUGGUGAUCGGCCACGCCAUCCACAACGACUUCAAAUGCCUUCAAUACUCGCAUCCGACCGCCCUGACCAGGGACACGUCCUGCAGUCCGGCGCUCAACCUGAAGGCGGGCUUCCAGGAGAAGGACAUCGUCUCCCUGAAGAGGCUCACCAAGGCCCUUUUUGACCGCGACAUCCAGGUGGGGAGGAUGGGCCACUCCUCGGUGGAGGACGCUCAAGCCACCAUGGAGCUCUACAAAGCAGUGGAGGACGAGUGGGAGCAGAGGCUGGCCCCACGCAAGCCGUGAGCAGCAGAGGCAGCCGAUGAACUCGUGCAGGUGUCAUAACGUUACCGCUGUCCGUGGCGGCCAAAUGCUUCCUUACCUGAGCGCAGGUAAACCUCAAGCAACAUCUGGCGCCAUCGUUUCCUGGGACAACCGAGGGGAAGAAAAAGGACUUGAUUUAGGACAAAAGUAUACAUGAGCAGCUCUCGGUGCUUCCGCUUGUUUAUUUACACCUGUCUUUUAUGCGUUUUUAAUGUUCUCACUUGUGUGGGGAAAAGCAGUUGUUAGAAACGGUUAAUUAACAACAUAAUUAACAAUCCAAAAAUAAUGUAAUUGGAAGAAAAAAAAACUUAAUAUGUUAUUAAAAACUGAAUGCAGUGUUCCCUUGUCACCUCGCGGUUCAUUUACUGCGGUCUCAGUGCAUAAAGUGUGUAUGUCUUAUUUUAUUCAUGUUGCAUCAUUGUAUUAUAUCUAUUUGGGCGCCUCUCUGCUUGCAGCUGCAUUGAGGACUGGGUUGCUUGUGUAGAUCUGAAGUAACAUGGAGGCUUGAGACACAUCCACCAUGUUAGAGAUCUGCAUUAUUUACUACACCGGUGCUUCUCUAUGUUUUUCUGUCACACCCCCCCUUUGGGUACGGAAUUGUUUACACGCCCUAACAGAAGUUGAUGUUUAUUUUUUUCUCUAUGUGUUAAGAUACACUAUAUUGCCAAAAGUAUUUAGCCACCUGCUUUGACUCACGUAUGAACUUGAAGUGCCAUGCCAUUCCUAACCCAUACGGUUCAAUAUGAUGUCAGUCCACUUUUUGCAGCUAUUACAGCUUCAACUCUUUUGGGAAGGCUGUCCACAAUGUUGUGGAGUGUGUUUAUAGGAAUUUUCCACCAUUCUUCCAAAAGGGCACUGGUGAGGUCACACCAUACUUGCCAACCCUCCCGGAUUUUCCGGGAGUCUCCCGAAAUUCAGCGCCUCUCCCGAAAACCUCCCGGGACAAAUUUUCUCCCGAAAUUCAGGCCAACCCACAAUAUAACCAGCAUACCUGCCCAAUCACGUUAUAACUGUAGAAUGAUCAAGGGCGAGUUCUUGGUUUCUUAUGUGGGUUUAUUGUUAGGCAGUUUCAUUAACGUCCUCCCAGCGCGGCAACAACACACAACAACAGCAGUCACGUUUUUAUAUACCGUAAAGCAGUUCGUCUGCCGUAAACAGCAAUGUUGUGACACUCUUAAACAGGACAAUACUGCCAUCUAGUGCAGUUGAUGAAAGCACUUUUGUGCGUGCCACACAUCAAUGCAUCAUCAGAGUUCAGCAUGGUUAGAAAAAUAGUGACAGAGAAUAGAACAAGGAUGGACAAUUUAACCCUUAACUCAACAAUGAGUAGAUGAGUGGUAUGUAUGUGUAUAUGUGUAAAUAAAUGAACACUGAAA